Molecule: messenger RNA, 8322 nt
Organism: Chelonia mydas (Green sea turtle)
Lineage: Eukaryota; Metazoa; Chordata; Testudines; Cheloniidae
Gene: BCL2
Product: BCL2 apoptosis regulator
Exons: 3
Coding region: 2854-3612 (252 amino acids)
Biological process (GO): negative regulation of intrinsic apoptotic signaling pathway; intrinsic apoptotic signaling pathway in response to DNA damage; extrinsic apoptotic signaling pathway in absence of ligand
Cellular component (GO): mitochondrial outer membrane
Molecular function (GO): protein heterodimerization activity; protein homodimerization activity
Source: RefSeq, a predicted model, not a curated record
AACAAAUUUAUUUGGACAUAAGCUUUCAUGGGUAAAAAACAACUUCUUCAGAUGCAUCAAAUGUUCCAGUUAACACCUUGCAUUUAAUUCUUCAGGAUUUACAAAGAUUUUGCAUUCAGAUACAUGAAAAUCCUUUAAAGUGACAUUUUAUAAAUUCUAGCAAUCUGUUUCUGUCCUUUGAUGCUAACAGCUUGAUACUGAGAGAUGCUGAGUACCUUCAACCCUGAUUUAACUUGGGCCUUGUCCACACUGGGAAUUUAUCCUAAUUUCAACCAUCGGUGUCCACCCAUCAGUGUAGCUGCACUGGUGUAGACAAGGAAAAAUAGUAGUGUUGAUUUUUCACUGGUGCAUCUUACCCCAUUUUCCAGCAGGAUUCCUGUAGCCUUUAGUGUGUGUUGGAUCAAUCUCUAGAUUAAUUUACUCUCAAAAAAUUGUAUAUCCCUUGCCCCUCAAUCUAAGAAUCUAGGUUGUGUACAAACUAAGGCCCCACGUGCAACGGUUUAUGGAUGUAUUAAACUUUCUAUAUGUGAGUAGUCCCACAGACCUCAGUGGAGCUAUUCACAUGCACAAAAUUAAGCAUGUGUGUAAAUCUCUGCAGGAUCAGGAUCUACGGGCUUUAGCUGACAUUUUACUAUAGGGCAUGAUGCUAACUGUGAUGGUAGGUGCAUUAAACCGGACUAUUAGAGUAGUAAGCACAACAUCCAGGAUUUGCAUAUCAGAGGCCUAAAAUUAGAUGUGAUAGCCCCCAAAAUAUUUCCAAAGGAGCAAUAAAGGAAAAUCAUACAGGCCAGUGAAAAGGGAGGUCAAAAAGGUCAUAAGUACCAUCAAUACAAUGAACGGUUUCAGAGUAGCAGCCGUGUUAGUCUGUAUUUGCAAAAAGAAAAGGAGUACUUGUGGCACCUUAGAGACUAACAAAUUUAUUUGAGCAUAAGCUUUCGUGAGCUACAGCUCACAUCAUCGCAUGCGAAUUCAAUGAACAUUUCAAUAAUUUGAAAGGUCUUCUUUAUGUGACAAAGUGUUUUUGCAAUAAAAUGUUUCCCAUGUUGCUAUCUCUCCCGGUUUGUUAGUGGCGCCUUGAGUCUUUGCCACUCUGCUGCCGUUAAUCCUGAUGAGUGGGCACCAUAAGCAAAAAUGAACACAGGAUUCUCUACGCCACCUGGCAGGGCUUUUCCCUCCAAAGGAGGGUUUCAGAAAUGCAUUUCCCCUACAAUCCUAGUGCAAGUGGAAAGCGCAAAAAUCAGUGAGGGAAGAAAUGUCCAGUGCUUAAUUUGUGCCAGGGCUGAGCCUCUACGCCUGGGAGUUCAUCGCCCUGCACCUCUGGGCUCGCUGUCUGUGUCAGUUAUCAGAGCAACAGCCGCGUUAGUCUGUAUUUGCAAAAAGAAAAGGAGUACUUGUGGCACCUUAGAGACUAACCAAUUUAUUUGAGCAUAAGCUUUCGUGAGCUACAGCUCACUUCAUCGGAUGCAACAUAACUGUGUCAGUUAUGAAAAUUAAAAAAUUGCUUGAGCCCCAGCACCUCUCUCUUUCAUUACAAAUGAAGCACUAGAAGCGUCUACCCCUGAACUAAUCACAGGGCUAGCCUGGGAUUUGGGGUAGGGGUGGGGUGGUUAAAUAACAAACUGGCCUCUUUUCAGCUCUACCGGCACCACAACUUUGGAACUGGUUCGGAUGAUUAUUAUUUUUGUACCUAUUUUAUGUAAACCUCUCUCAAAGCAAGUCAGCCGCCUUUGUCUUCACGGCGGAGUUCAGCGCGGCGCCCCGGGCGGCGCAGGAAGCAGCCCCUACCAAAGCCCCCCAGGAGCCAGGCGGGACAGCGGGGCCCAUCUGCUCCAGCGGCCGCUUCCUCUCCUCCCCUCGCGUCCUCCCGCCUGCAGGCGCGGGGAAAGCCGCAGCUGCCUGCGCGCAAGGAGCGGGCCUGCGUCUUCCCUCCGUCCCCGCCUCGGCCGGCCUCAGGGGAGGAGAAGCUGGGAAGGCGCGAGCGGCCCGCGGGCCGGACUUUGCACUCACAGCGGGGGAGCCGCCCGGGGGCAGGGGCCGCGGUGCGGGGGGGGAGCAGGCCCGGGGAGGGCGCGGAGCAUUGGUCUGCCGCGACGUUACCCCAGGCAUGAAUCUGCCCCAGGCCCAGGAGAGCCCCGCCGCAAGGAGCCACCCGGGGCGUUUCUCCCCCCAGCCCCUUCCCAGCCGAGCCGCGUCCUCGCCAGCGUCUGCCUGGCGGGCGGGCGGGCGGCCCCCGGCCACGCACGGGGCAGCUGGCCCGCCCCGCCAAGGCUACAUCGGCGGCUCCGGUGGCGAGCGGGUUCUCCUUCCUCUCCCCGGUUUCUUGAAUGAACAGCGAGGUGGAGCUGUAGGGAACCCGCCCCUCUUGUGCGGGCCUCUCCCGGCCACUCUCCUCCCCGCCACUGGCUCUGCUCCUCCUCCGCCCCCUCCCUCCUGCUCUUGCACCCGCGCUGCGACUCUGCUUCCCCGGCCGCCACAGCUACAGGAGCGGACUGGCGCUUCAGCAGCACCACUGCGGAAAGACCAGGGGGCUGCUCUGCCUGGGGGGCUUGCGGGGCUGUCUGCGCUGGGGGGAGGGGGGGGGCGGGCGGGUCGUGGGGGAACAGCUUCCUAGCAGCGGUCCUAAUUUGUAUGAAUAAUAUUCCACACACGCCCCCAUCCUCUUCCCUGCACUCUGGGGGCGGGGGGGUGUUUCUUGCAUUUUAUACAAACAAAGCUGCUUUGGAAAUGCAUUUGCUCCCCGGAAUUUAGGCAAAAGUCAAAAUUUUGAUGCUCCCUUUUGGUGGGUGUGGGUGUGUGAGGGAAGGGGGGAGAGCGUUGGGCUCUGCCUAGAGAUCAGUGUCUGAAUGAAACUACAUGUAUUUAAUUGCAUGUGUCUGUACGUUGCACUGGAGGGGAAAGCACAGCACUUCUGCAAGAGCUUGGAGUCAAAGAGGCUAUGAUAACCGGGAGAUAGUGCUGAAGUACAUCCAUUACAAACUGUCACAGAGGGGAUAUGAUUGGGCUGCCAAUGAAAACAGAGGACCAGUUUCUCCAAAUCUCUCUCCUCCUACUGCUGCUGGGACCUCAUCUGACCAUGCUGGGCUGGUGUCUCUGCCUCCUGAGCCCCCUGGCUCGGCUGCUGCUAGUAACGUGCCCCUUGGUGAUGGGCUGCGCCCAGCACCGCAGGCUGUUCACUUAACUCUGUGCCAAGCUGGAGAUGAAUUUUCCCGCCGCUACCACAGAGAUUUUGCCCAGAUGUCUGGCCAGCUGCACUUGACCCCAUUCACAGCGAGGGGACGCUUUGUGGCGGUGGUGGAGGAGCUGUUCCGAGAUGGGGUAAACUGGGGAAGGAUCGUGGCCUUCUUUGAAUUCGGUGGCGUGAUGUGCGUGGAGAGCGUCAAUCGGGAGAUGUCGCCUCUUGUGGACAGCAUUGCUGUGUGGAUGACCGAGUACCUGAAUAGACACCUACACAACUGGAUCCAGGACAAUGGAGGCUGGGAUGCCUUUGUGGAAUUGUACGGCAGCAACAUGAGGCCUUUGUUUGAUUUCUCCUGGAUCUCUUUGAAGACUAUCCUAAGUCUGGCUCUGGUGGGAGCUUGCAUCACCCUUGGCGCUUAUCUGGGACAUAAGUGAAGUCACCCAUCUAACCAUGGAUUACAAAAGUCUUACGAAACAAUAAAAUAAUAUGUUUUUUCUAGUAGCACAAUGAUAUUAGUUUUAUGAGCAGAAGUUCCUGGCUAAAUAUAAAUCAGCUAUUACUGCCAAAGGGAGGUAUCAUUUAUUUUUUACAUUGCAGGAAACAAAGUUAUUUAUUAAAGAUAUUUACAUUUAACAAUUUAUAUCUGAGUAUCACAUAAUAUUGUUAUGAAUUGUAAUGAGCCCCAAACACCUUGAGCUUUUUUAAAAAAAAUAAAUUAAUGCAGCUGGAUGGAUUAAAUAUACUGACAAAGACCUACCUGCUUUCUCUUGGGGGAGCAGUUACUUGGGCUGCUUCAGGCUGUGUAAUUGAAUUGAUUUUACUUACAAUUUCUCACAGAUCCAAGGAGAUGGGAUCCUAAAAAAGUCAGAGGGAGUGAAGUUAGAAUUAUUUCCAGCUGGCAAGUACUGACAUUAGUAUACAAUUCAAUAUGGUACAUACUUGGUGUCAGAAUAGCAACUUCUCGAAGGACAGCCAUCGAUAGGAGUCUCCUGGAAGGACAACAAUUUGAAAUACGAUUGCAUAUAUUUUAUGAAAGUAUUUUUAAGCUACCAAAUUGUGUCAAUACAUCAUAAUCAUAACAGUAUCGUCUGAUACCUUAAAACGACGAUAUGUCAAUUCAGAUACACUUUAUGAGCGCAUGAAAUGAAAUCCUUUGGACAUGCAAGAAAUUACUGUUUCAAUGAUUUCCUCAGCAGUAAAAUGUCUUUUACAGCUACACACACACAAACCAUGAGACUGUUAAGUGCCUGCCUCUACAGAGCACAGCUGGAGUCCUGACUUGUGUCCCAUUUUAGUGGGCUCAUAUCUGCAACUGAUCCUGUUUACUUGCUGAGCUCCUCCAGGGUUUUGAAACCAAUUAAGUUUGGCCUCUAAAUCCCUGAAAGUUGAAAAAGGUUUAAUUUAGUUGGCAAGAAACAGACCUCAUCUGAGUUCCAGAUUAGCUCGAACUAUACUUGUUUAUCAAACUGGGCACCAAAAUCACAUUCAUUUUCAUAACAAAGAAGUCAGAUGACCUGUAUUCUUUCCCCCAUCUCACACCCACACCCAAAGUAUUUCAUGCUAAUAAUUUCUUAAGACUUUCUACAGAAAUAAAGAAGAUGAAGAAAUUGUCCUAAUCCUCAAGCUGGACAGAGACUCACUGACAUCCAGAUUCCUUAGGUGCCUAUUGUCAUUUCAGGGGAGAAUAAGGAGGGGGAAAGGAUGGACUGAGUCGGCUUCUCGAACAAUAAAUGCAGUUUAAAUAAGAUUAAUUCAGAACUCUUAAUAUACAGCUUUAUAACAACUGCAUAAAUCCUGGAACCACAUAUCUUAGACAUGUCAACAACUUUAAAGUGGGCUUUAACAAGCUUUUGGCUUCUGUGAAUUCCACCUUAAAAAUCUCUAUAAGUCAAGUGUUUUUAUUUUAUUUUUUUUUUACGAUGAAAUUGUCAAAAUAUGAAAUUUAUGGCUAAAUGUACAUCCAGGGACAAGUUAGAAAGCUCUGGAUAAAAGGACAGGAAUAACACACAAGUACUUUCAGAGUGAAAACAAUACAAUGAAAAACUGCAGAGUCAACCUUGAGAUUUCAAUAAUCUAACUUUGUGGCAUUAUAUGCAAAAUAGCUGCAGUAAUUUAGGAAUGUGAUAUGUUCAUUGUUAAGGCUGUAAUUGAUGGGAUUUCUUCAAAGCUGCUUUUUUUAGAUUUGUGCAUCUCAGCAUUUUUAUUGCUAUUUAGUCCGUGGCACCUACACUUUCUAUGGGCAAAGAUGGAGCGAGCGUUGGAUUUUAAAUUUGAAAUGGGUUUAAAGUUACAGAAACAUUUAAUGGAACUAAUGUUUCUAAAGCAAAUGUGAUCCAUUUGUAAACUCUGCUGAGUAAACACACCUGAAAUGUCAAAACUGUAUGCAUUUGUGCAAGGCACUUACGAAAAAUAUUUAAAAAGAAUAGGGAACGACGUAUUAGGAAUUGAAUGUGGGCUUGGUUUUUCCACCUAGCAGGUUUAAUUUAUGGAAAGCCAGGUACAAAGAUGAACUAGAAUUGGCACUGUACUAACGUUUCAAUCCACAUUUCACAAUCUAGUCUUCAUUUCAGUUUGUGCCCAUUAACCCUCAUUAGAGAUAAUGAAUGAUUUGACCUUGAACUUUUUCAAUGUUGAAUUGUUUAUUGACGGUUUACAUGAUCAAAGAAUAUAAAAAGAGUAACUAUAUAAAUUCCUGUGCUGCUAUACUACCAAGAUAAUUUGGAGAGAGUUUGUUUUGGACUGUCCUCCAGUAGCAAGAUUUUUCAAAGCUGCUUUAGAAGUAAUAUGAAGUAGUCACAUUACAGAGAUGAUUAUGUAGAUGCUGCCAAUUUGUGUUCUGUUGUAUCUAUUCACUGGGAUUCCCAGCAUAUUAGUUAAUAAGUUAACAAAGUCAAGGCAACUGUUAAUGGUUAUUUUAUUAAACAGAUAAUGGAGUUUUCCAAUUCUGACUGCAGAAUUGUACAAUAUUGUGGCUGCAUUAGCUGUAAGGAUAGUUGAUGAUGCAUUUAUUAUUAAUCACCAUACUAGAAACAUUGAAUGUACAUAAAAGCUUGAACGUGUUUAAAAAAAAUCUCCCCCUCAAUCCUCUUGCUUUCGCAGUGAUUCCUGUCCCUUCCAUUUUCUUUGUUACCGUAUGAAACAGAACUUUCUCUACAAAAUGCAAGGCCUUACAGUCACGCUCCAAAACUACAUUUCAGUUAAAAAUCACUUCUUCUCUCACCACGAUCAGUCCUGGUGGCAAUCUAUAAAAAGAAGCUAAAAAUCUAAAUAGUUGCACUUCUAAAGUUACUUGGCUGUGGAGAACUAAGGGACAACAUGGAAAGAGGUGUUAAGAAGUGUUGAGAGGAGAUAUAUCAUUGAAAUAUCUCCAUGACUGAGGAGAAAAGCGUCUGAGAAAUUUGGCCACCUUUCAUCUAGAUGAAAAGAAAAAGAAUUUUAGGCAGUGAAGAUAAACAGAGCAAAAGGUUACAAAAAUUCCCCCCAAAGUAUUUAAGUAAAGCCUUGUUAAUUCUAGCAGCAAUCAUCUACAAACCAGAUCAGAUAUUUGAUUUUAUUGUACCACAAUUUUUUUUUGUCCUUUAAUUCUUUUGGGCUUUGUUUUUCAAUAAAAUAAUAAAGAAAAAGUCUUGUUUUUUUAAACAAAGGAAAACUUCAUAAGAUCAUCUAAGAUUUGGUAUAGUUCCACAAUGUACCGAUAAGCCCCUUUGUUUUCAGUUUUAACCAAUUUUUACUGAAAAUUUCCUGGACUUUACAAAAAGUAUUAAUCUACUGAAUACUUUCCCCCCUUACCCCAUCUUUCCAUCCACCAAAAUAAACCCCGAUAUUUACCCAGAAAAACUAAUAGUUUCUUUGCACUGAUUUUCCGGUUGUGUUUAUAAACAUUGAUAAACUCCCAGGGAAAAUUAAAUAAAAUAAAAACUGAAAACAAAGGGCUGUAUGUACAGAGUAAAUAAGAGUUCUAAAACAAGGGGAAGGAGCCUAAAACUAAGUAUUAGACAAGAAACAGAGGAUAGUUCUUGGUAGUUCAGACAUUGGCUCUGACAAUGGAACAACAUGUCUGUUGUGGUAAUUGAAGCUACAGAGAGAAGUGGGAUAGUGAGGGCUGAAAGACGAUUAGAGUGGGGUUCGUACACACAGUCUUGUGUGAUGCAGAAGCUUGGCCACAAUGGUCCAAGUAGUAGAUUUCAAUCAUAACCAUCUACAUGUUUGUGCAUCAACCCAUAAUUACUAUUAAUAUAUUUUCUGAGUUUCCUGUUGUGAUAUGUGAAAUCAUGGGAUGCUUUAAUAAAGCAUACAGCUAGAGACUGGAAUAAUUCCUUUAGAAACAGACUUUUGCGUGUGAAGGUCAAUAUGGGAUGAUAUAAGGUGCAGGUUAUGGGCCCAAAACUUCUUGUCCUUGCAAACACAAACCUCCCAUUCACCUCAGUGGGAGUUCUGCAUGGUGAUGCGGUUGGCCAUGCAUCUGCACUAAUUUCAUAUCAAAGCAUCUUUUUAAAUGUUGAUGAAAAGUGUGAUGAAGUUGCAUGUGCAAAGAGCCUGGAUUUCUAAUUUUUUUUUUUUAAACAAGAUAGCAUAUGGAUUCAUUCACAUUAUUUGUUAAUGACUCCUAAUACCAUGUAUGAUAAGUUAAAUUUUUUUGGAUUUUGUGUAAAUAUCCUCUGAAACCAGAAAAAUUCAGUUUUAUUUUGCAUUCCUAUAUAUCUUUAAAACAAAACUAAGCAAUAGCAGACAAGGAAUCAAUUUAAUCUAAAUUGGUUUUAAAAUGUGCUCCUGUGCUAAAAGUUAAUGCAGAUUCAUCCUGGAGUGAAAUCUUUACAACCAAGUUAUAGAGCAUUAAGAAUGCCCAUCACACACAAAAAAUCAUGUAUAUUUUUAUUAUUUAAAUAGCAUUGUUUCUUUUUCUUUUGAAUAUUUGACUUUUAAAUAUCACCAGUAUCAUUGUAUAUAAGCAGAUAUUGUUUAUGCAUUAUCUUGGAUGAUGUAUGUAAGGUAAAGUAGUUUGCCAGUUUAUUAUUGUUUAACAUGAUUACAUUGUUCUUUGUGUUUAAACUGUUACAUGUUGCCAUUAAACUUUCUAUGUCUGUCUAGUUAAUAUUGUGAAGAAAUAAUAAAGUACACUGUGAGUUACUUGUUAUAAAUUUAAA